This is a messenger RNA of Camellia sinensis, 1353 nucleotides long. Lineage: Eukaryota; Viridiplantae; Streptophyta; Magnoliopsida; Ericales; Theaceae. The record is from RefSeq and is a predicted model, not a curated record.
AUGAUACCCAAACAAAUUGUUGGACUUCCUUCACUCACUCUAGGCCUCUCUGUAGCUCAGAAUUUCCUAGCAGGACCACUACCAUCAGAAGUGAGUAUUAUGAAAAAUAUUGGGCUAUUCGAUGUUUCAAGAAACCAACUAUCAGGAAACAUUCCAAGCACUCUUGGUGAUUGUCUAAUCUUUCAAAUAAUAAUUUGUCUGGCAAGAUUCCGAGUUUUUCUAGGCAAUUUUUCUUUGAUUCAAUACCUCAACCUUUCCUAUAAUAAGUUUGAGGGUGAAGUUCCAAGUAAAGGAGUGUUUAGCAAUAUUAGUGCAUUCUCAAUUGGGGGAAAUAGCAAGCUUUGUGGAGGAAGUAAAGCAUUGCAAUUGCCUGCAUGUCCCACAAAAAUUUCAAAGAAACAAGAAAAGCAUUUAUCCAAUAGAGUACUAAUUAUUGCAAUUAGUGUUCCUGUCUGCAUCAUUUUGCUGCUCGCAUGCAUUUGUGUGACUCUGUAUUGGAAAAAAAGGUUGAAAGUGAAAGCAAUUUCAACCUUGUCUCUUGGGAACCAGUACCCAAAUCUUUCUUAUGCAGAACAACUUCAGGCAACUGAAGAAUUCUCCUCAAGAAAUUUGAUUGGCAAGGGAAGCUACGGUUCUGUGUACAAAGGGAUUCUCAAUGCUGAAACUAUGAGAGCAAUUGCAGUCAAGGUACUCAAUCUUCAAGUAAGGGGAGCCAGCAAGAGUUUCUUGGCAGAAUGUGAAGCAUUGAGGUACAUCCGACAUCGAAAUCUUGUUAAGAUAAUCACUGCUUGCUCAAGCAUAGACUUCAAAGGCAAUGGGUUCAAGGCUUUGGUCUUUGAAUACAUAUCCAAUGGGAGUCUUGAGAGCUGGCUACAUUCUAGAUCAGCGAACGAGGAGGACUCCAGGGACUUGAGCCUUGUUCAAAGGUUUAAUAUUGCAGUUGAUGUAGCCUCUGCAUUGGAUUAUCUUCACAACCACUGUGAAACACCUGUCAUUCACUAUGACUUGAAACCGAGCAAUGUUCUUCUUGGUGAUGAUCUCUCCGCCCGUGUAAGCGAUUUUGGUUUGGCAAGAAUUUGUCUGACCGAGACCAGUGCAUCCACUCAUACACACAGCAGUACUUCAAGUAGAAUUAGAGGAAUUUUAUAUUUCUUUUGUUAAAGUUCUCACUCUAAAUUGUGUUUCACUAAAAGGAUCAGUAUGUGUAUCAAACUAUGCGAAUUCAGUUACAUUCUUUGAACCUCAUAUUUGGAAAAGACUACCUUUUACAUAACGAGAUUAAUCAGUAUUCAAUUGCAACUGCAAUUAAAUUGAAUAUACUAAAUUUUCAUGUGAUGUCAAAAGCUUUUUAAU